Molecule: messenger RNA, 8121 nt
Organism: Trichosurus vulpecula (common brushtail)
Lineage: Eukaryota; Metazoa; Chordata; Mammalia; Diprotodontia; Phalangeridae
Product: zinc finger protein 260-like
Exons: 8
Coding region: 377-2752 (791 amino acids)
Biological process (GO): regulation of DNA-templated transcription
Source: RefSeq, a predicted model, not a curated record
GCCACCGGAAGAGGUCCGGGAGAGAGAGCUAGCGAGCGGCUACGUGUAUGAAGAACCAGCAGCUCAAAGGAAGUCAAGCCUCUUGCCCAAGGUCAAGUGUCAGCAUCAAUAUUCAAAUCCAGUGCCCAGCCCUGCCUCCACCUUAGCAGAGAGAAAAUGAAAAGGACUGAAGGUUUUUCUUCAGCUUGACUUUGUAAACUGCUUCGGGAGAGAUGGCUUGAGGCUGCUAUCUCACCGACAUGGCUAGCUUCUCAGUGCACUCAGAGACAUAUCAUCUUCAGCAUGCAGAGCAAAUAGUGCCCAUUUUGGGUCUGAAAAGGGUAUCUUCCUUGUGGGGAUAGUUUUGAGUCUCUCAGUGAAGGUCUCAGCUGGAGAGAUGAUGCCUCUGAAGGAAGUGAUGGUUGUGUAUCCCACCGUACAUGAUCAAGAUAGCAUCCUGGGAAUGGAAACCAUCCGAGGAGAACAGAAGUCUGACCUUGAGGCUUCUCGACAGCGCUUCAGGUUUUUUCGAUACCCAGAAGGAGCUGGGCCCCUUGAGACCCUGAGCCAACUUCAGGCACUUUGUCUUCAAUGGCUGAGGCCAGAAAUUCAUACAAAGGAGCAAAUCCUGGAACUGCUGGUGCUGGAACAAUUCCUGGCCAUCCUGCCUGGGGACAUCAGGACUUGGGUCAAAUCACAAAAUCCAAAGACAAGCGAGGAGGUGGUGGUCUUGGCGGAGGAUUUGGCCCAAAUGCUAGAGGAAGGAGCUCUGCCUUCUGAGGACUCUGCACUUGCCCAAGAGGGGAACACUGAGGAGGGACAUGGUUCUAUAUUCCUGACAAGCAGAGCUCAGGAAGCACUGACAUUCCAGGAUGUAGCUGUGGACUUUACCUGGGAAGAAUGGGGACAACUGGACCCUGCCCAGCAGGAUCUGUACAGGGAUGUGAUGUUGGAGAACUAUCAGAACCUGAUCUCUCUAGGGCUUCCGGUUUCCAAGCCAGACAUGAUCUCCCACCUGGAGCAAGGCGAAGUACCAUGGGCUCUGAAGAAAGAAGUUGCCAAAGGUUCCUGUCCAGAUUGGGUAACUAGACACGAGGCCCAGGAAUCAAAUUCAGAGCAAGAUAUAUCUGGUGAAAAAUCUUCCCAGGAAAGACUAACAAGGGAUGGUCCUGAGGAAUUGGCCAAGGAUUGGGAGUACGGUGGCAGGUUUGAGACAAAACAGCAGGGGAACUUGGGGAGAAAUUCAAAGCAAGUACUAAUCACCCACAGAAAGACCCCGAAUACAGUAAAAAAAAUUACACUACAGAAAAAUUCCAGUCCAGGGUCAAUCUUUGUGACACAACAAUCUGUGCCUACAGGAAAGAGUUUACAUCAACAUGGCGCACGUGAAAAGACCCUCAAAAAGCUAUCUGACCUAAUUAAACGUAAUAGAAUUGCUUCAGGGAAGGAAUCUUGUAAAUAUAACAAAUGCACUAAAAGCUUUAGUUACCAAUCAGAUAUGAUUCAGUAUCCUGAAGUACCCGCUGAAGAGAAAUCCUACACAUGUAAGGAAUUUGAGGAAGACUUUAAUCAAAAAGAAUACCUGACUCAACAGAAGAAUCAUAUUGGAGAGAAGAUCUAUAAUUAUGAUGAAUGUAGGAACAUCUUCAGCCAAAUGGCAUACCUUACUAACCAGGAGACACUUGAUACCCUAGAGAAACCCUAUAAAUACAGUGACUGUGGGACAAACUUCUCUGAUGGCUCAUCUCUCACUAAACCUCAGAGGAUUCAUAAAGCAGAGAAAUCCUAUAAAUGUGAUGAGUGUGUGAAAACUUUCAGUAACAAGUCAUCUCUUACUCAACAUCAGAGAGUUCAUAGUAGGAAAAAACCUUAUAUAUGUAAUUCAUACGGAAAAACAUUCCACCAGAGCACAAAUCUUAUUCACCAUCAGAGAAUUCAUACAAUAGACAAACCUUAUAAGCGUGAUGAACGUGGGCAGGCCUUUGGUCAAAAUUCAUCCUCCUCUGAACAUGAGAAAAAUAUAGGAGAGAGAGGUUACAAUUAUAGUGAACAUGGGAAAUACUUCAGCCAGAGAGGACAUCUUAGUAAACCAAGAAUUAAUACUGGAAAAAGCCCAUACAAAUGUAAUAUAUGUGGAAAAGCCUUUAGCACUAGUUCAUCCUUUAUUCAGCAUCAGGUCUCCCAUGUUGGAACUAAUCCUAAAUGUGCUACAGGUGGAAAUGCUUUUGGACAGAGCCUUAUUAAGCAUCAGAAACGUGUUAUAGGAGAGAAGCCUUAUCAUUGUGAUGAAUGUGGGAAAACAUUUAGCCAAGGUAGGUGCCUUAUUCAACAUCAGAGAAUUCAUACUGGAGAAAAACCUUAUAUAUGUAACAUAUGUGAAAAGGCCUUUACCCAAAGGGGAAACCUUAUUAAACAUAGGAGAAUUCACACUGGAGAGAAGCCCUAUAAAUGUAAUGAAUGUGGACAGGCCUUCAGCCAGAGCUCAUCCCUUACUGAACAUCAAAGAAUUCAUACUGGUGAGAAACCCUAUCAUUGUAAUGUGUGUGGAAGAGCUUUUGGUCAGGGUAGGAGCCUUACUCAACAUCAGAGAAUUCAUACCGGAGAGAAACCCUAUAAAUGUACUAAGUGUGGUAGAGCCUUUAGUCAGGGUAGAAACCUUACCAGACAUUGGAGAAUUCAUACUGGAGAGAAACCCUUUAAGUGUAAUGAAUGUGGGAAAGCCUUCAAUCAGAGGGAACAUCUUACUAAGCAUCGUAGAUUUCAUACGGGAUAAUGCUCUUAUGAAUGUAGUAGAGAAGUCUUCAACCCAAGUACAAAUCAAUACUAUAAAUGUAUUGAAUGUAGGAAUGCCUUCAGCCAGAAUUCAUAUGUUACUUGACAUCAAAUAAUUCACCAUGGUAAAUGAAAUUUUGUUUUUAAAUUUAAUGAAUGUGAAAAAAUUUUAGUCAAUCUAGAAGCCUUUCUAUCUUACUGAACAUCAAAUAAUUCAUCCUGGAAAAUGAAAUUUUAUUUCCAAAUUUAAUGAAUGUCAAAAAAAACCUUUAGUCAAUCUGGAAGCUUCAUUCAGUUUUAGAAGAUAUAUGCUAAAGAGAAAUUAUAUAUGUAAUGAAUGUGGAAAAGGUAAUACUAUCAGGCCAUCCUUUACUUCAAAUCAUCAUUCGUGAUGGUGAAAAGCAUAAAUGAAGUUUAAUGUAAAGCCAAGUGUGCUCCAGUCCUCAUAAUAGACUUCAAAGGUUAUUCUGUAUAUACACACAGUUCUCGCUUUAUAUAAGUGGACCAUUCCAAAGAUCUCUAUGUAAAGUGAUUUUUACGUAAUGUGAAUUACCCGCCCACUUCACUUACCUAUAUAACAAUGGCAUACACAAAAUAAUACCUUUAUGCAAGUCAGAGAAUGUACCAAAAUGCAGACACAGUAAUACCGUACCAUGAAAAUAAGCAGAAUUAUGAAAUGAGAGGUAAAGUUCAUGAUAAGGUAUGCGCAGUAUUGUACUAUAAAGUUAAUAUGGGUGGGCAGUAUGUUGCUACUUCUCCACCCAUUGCACUUAGCCUUCAUCACUGGUCUGUGCAACUCUUUUUAUGAAGUGUCGAAAGAUAAUCUUCAUUAGGGCUUCACUCUAAUAAAUCAGGCAGGCCUAGGAAAAAUGUGGUAGAAAGGAGUUAAUUAUUGCACAUAAGGCACAUAUGGCUGCUGCACUUUGCUUGUCAUGUUCUGCAACUUCUUCUGUGAGAGGGCUGUCAUGUUUACCUGUGCAGCCCCCCUCCUCACGAGAGCACUGUCAUAUAUACUUGUUAAAGGGGAUGGGAAAUCUAAUUCAAUAAAGCUAUUGGAUAGGACAAGGAUGUCUGUGCUCUGCAGCAGACUAGCAUCUAUAACUAUGACUUCCAUGAUUUAGAGUUCUCCAAUUCAUCUCUACCCCAAAAUUCCUAUCCUUAGCUUUAUUAGACAGUGGCUUUCUUUUUUUCCCUCUUGUAUCGGAGUGCAGAUUUCUUUCAGAAUUCUUUUCAUAAAGUCAAAUCUGCAAAAUGUGAAUUUAUAUAAAGUGAGAACCGUCUGUAUUACGAUAUCAGACAGAUUUGUCUUUCAGUGUUUGACAAGUUAAAUUUAGAACUUGAGGUGUUGAUAGCUUAUGUACAAUAGCUUUAUAGAGGGCUGAGGUAUGCAGGUGAGAGAUAUGAAACAACAGUUACCAAACUCAGUUUUCUUUAAAAAAAUAACACCAGUAAAAGGGGAUUUUGUAUUAAAGUUAAAACAUUAGCAUUUAAAUAAUUUUAUUUCUUUGCCAUUUAAGCAUUGAGGAAUAAAAGAAAAAGAACCCCAGAAAAAUUUCUUAAAAGGUGAAUGUAUGUGUCGAAAUACAACUGUCAGAAUAAAACACUUAGGCGCAUGUUUAUGCACAUGAGCUAGUUCUCCUGAGCCCAGUCCUGUGAAGCAUCCUCAGGUUUUGAGUAUUUAAUCACAACUAGUUUGGAGUAGCCGGUGAGCUAGAGAAAUAGGAAAUAAGAAUUUAACUGAAGUGUGGCCAUAGGCCUUGGGAAAUAGAAGGCAUAAAUCUCACUCUGUUUGGAAGUUGGGUGAGAAAUCAUGGAAUUAUUAAACUAAGUAAGCAUCUACCUUGGCCAAGUUCUAUGUGAGAUAAAAAAUUAUCUGCGACAUUCCUUGUUACCUUGGAAUUUAUAGUCUAAUGUGAUGUGACACAUGUUACUAUAAUGCAAAGUAAUAUACACAGGUAGAAGAGCUAUCUGUAGACUCUUUGCCACAAUCAGUUACUAUCUCAUCCAUUGCCUUCUCUGGGCUAGAACGUCUUUCUACCUGCUUCAUAGUCUUCCUCUUCACCCCUAUACUUGUGAUCAUAUCUGGAGACUUUAGCAAUACAUGCAUUCAUGUCCACUUGAUUACCCUGGCCUCCCAGCACAGUGCUCUCUUAAAUGCUCGUGAUUUCUGUCUUCACUCUGUCUUAGCCAGGUACAAGGAUGUAUUCUACAUCCAACUGUCUUCCAUAACUGUGACUUCCAUGAUCUAGUGCUUUCAAAUUCAUCUCUGACCAAAAAUUUCUAUCCUCAGGCUUUUACUUGGCCUCACUCCUCCUAAAUAAAUUCUUUAUUCUCAUCACUACCUUCAGCCUUCCACUCCCCUAUUGUCUUGAGUUUUUAUUGGCUUUAAAAAAAAAUCAUUCAAAACUUCUUUCCCCUCACACCUGCUCUGGCUACAUUCACUUCCUGCCCUCACAGUCUUUACCCAUGGAAGACUGAUUCAACUCUGUACUAUAAUAAGCUACCCUGAUUCACUUGGCCUCUUGUCCUAUCCUAACUAUGUCUUGCCAAAUCCCAGCCCUGAUUUACUGUCCUUAUAGGCUUCUUCUGGUCUUUCCAACCACACCAGUGUGGUUUGCUACAGAUUUCUUGUCUCACCUCACCUGGACCAGUGCUGAUACACUUUAUUCUUCCCUGAUUUGCUAUCACAUUUCCUGCAGUGUUGCAACCUUCCUCUUUACUCAUACUGCCUUCUCGCCCAUUUUUCAUCAGAUAACCUUGCCUUCUACUUAACUGAAAAGAAAUGGCCAUCCAUUUUGAGCUUCCUCUUUCCUCCUACACCACACCCCCAAAUUCCUUUCCAUCUUUCCCAAUUUUCUCCACCUUUGCUUCAAUGUCUGAGAAAGAGAUGGUCCUUCUUGCCAAGGCCAAAACCUCUUUGCCCUCCCAUCUUCUUUGAAAGCUUGCCUUUUCAUUCUGUCGUCUUUAAUCUCUCCUUACCUCCUGGUUCCUUCCCAACUGCCUUUACACUUACUCAAGUUUUCCCCAUCCUUCAGAAGUCCUUCAAAGUCUUCACUUGUCCCCACCAUCCCCUCAAGCUGUAAUGACAGCUCUAUCAUUCCUCUCUUUUGCAGUCUAAUUCCUAGAAAUGGUCAUUUAUGCUACUUGCCUUCAUUGAUCACUCCUUAGUUCCUUGUAAGCUGACAUCUGACCUAUUCACCUGAAGCUGCUCUCUCCAAGUUGGUAAGGAGCUCUUCCUCGCUCCAUCCAGUGCCUUUUUUUAGGCCUCAUUUUACCUGGCCUCUGCAGACUGGACAGCCAUCCUUUCCUCCUAGACCCUCCUACAAUUGUUCUUGCUCCAUUCUCCUCCUGUCUGUCUGCACAUCCCUUUUCAUUUUCUUUGCUAGACCAUCACUUCUCCUACCUACCCACUAGGCCUCUUUCUGUUCUUCAAAAUGUCUCCUUGGGUAAGGCCAUUGCAUCUCAUGGGUUCAAGGAUCUCUGUGUAGAUGACUGCCAGAUCUGCAUAGCCAGCCCUGUUCCAUCUCCUAAACUCCCAUCCCACACCUCCACCAGUAGUAGGUACAGUAGGUAUCUCAAACUCAGUUCGGCCACAACUCGUAUUUCCCCCUAAAUCCAUCUCUCCUCCAGACUUCUUUUCUGUUGUUGAGUACACCAUAAUCCUCGAGUUCCCUAAGUUCUCAUCCUCAGAAGGAGACCUCUCUGUUUCCCCCUUCCCCUCAUUCUACCACUUGCCAGAUUCUGCUGCCCCAGAACUUCUUACAUUGGAUCUUUUCUCCAUUCACAUAGCUUCUAACUUAGUUUAGAACCUAGGCUAAUAGUCUAGACAAAUCCUUUUAUGAAGGGGAUUUGUUCUGUGAAGUUUGGAUUCAGUCAGAGGACCUCACUUGAGGACCUAGAGGGCCAUAUGUGCCCUAGAGGCCACAGGUUCUCCACCCUGGUAGAUCUUUGUGACCUCUCACCUGGACUACGGCAGUAGCUUUCAAAACCUUCCCUCUGAUCCAGCCUACACAGAUCUGCUAAAGUGAUAGCCUGAAACAUGGGCCUGACCAUGUCAUUCCUCUGCUCAUAAAUUUUGGGGGGCUUCCUAUCAAUUGCUAGGAUAAAAUGCAAAAUCCUCAGCCUGGCAUUUAAACCAUUCUUCAUUAUGGCUCACACUUGCCUUUCCAUUUUUAUUUCACGUUAUUCCCUUUCACACCCUCUUCUUUCCAUUCAAAUUGCCACAUCUACUUGUCAGCCUGUUACCCCCAUCUCUCUUUGCACAGGAAUGUACUGCCACCUCACUUCUGCCUCAGAAUCCCUUCGAAGCACAGCUUUGUGCUGCCUCCUACCCAAGCCCUUUCCUCCUCCUUCCUUUAAUUAGUGCUCUCACUGUCAUGAAAUCACUUUGUAUCACAUCGUAUUUAGGUAACUAGACGAAAGUUCUGUGCUUCCUCCCUUUCUUAAAAUGUGAACUCCUUUUGGUCAGUGGCUUUUCAUUUUCAUUUUUGUGUUUUUGAAUUUACUGCUCUCUCCUUGAAGCCUCCAUUGGUGAACCUUCUAUCAGGAACCGUCCUCAGACCUCUAAAUGCUGCAUUUUUCACCUUUCUCAUGUCUUGAAGAUCUGCUUAGAAUGCAUAAUACCCCAGAUGUGUUAGAGUAUUGUGAUCUCGGUGCUAGACCGUAAAUGCAGUGUGGGCAACUUUGUGCCUCUUCCACUUCCUAACAGUGCUUUUUCUGGUGGGGAGGAGCUUUGUAAACUCUGACCAAAUUGAAUUGACUCUUCCAGGAACUCUGACUUUAUGUCAGAAGAGAAAAAUUCAUCCCAUGAAACAGAACCUAGUAUGCAGUCUAUUCCUUACCAUCUUGUUGGUUGUUUUUCAGUCAUGUCUGACUCUUCAUGAACCCAUUUGGUGUUUUCUUGGCAAAAAUACUAGGCUGGCUUGUUAAUUCCUUCUCCAGCUCAUUUUACAGAUGAGGAAACUGAGGCAGAUAGGGUGAAGUGACUUGCCGGGAGUCACACAACUAGUAAUUGUCUGAGGCCAGAUUUGAACUCAGGAAGAUGAGUCUUCCUGACUCUAGGCUUAGCACUCUAUCCAUUGUGCCACCCAGCUGCCCCCUUACCAUCCUGCCUGGGUAAAUUUGCUAGUUUACUACUACUUUAGAUGGGUUAUGAAUUCUUUUUUUUUAAAUUAAGAUUUUUUAUUUUUCAUUUACAACACUCAGUUUUCCAUAUUUUCUUCCCUCCCUCCACUCCCCCCUACCCCCCAAGACGGCAUGGAAUCCAAUAUAUCUUCUACAUGUACCUUCCCAUUAAACUUAUUUACACAAUAGUCAAGUUGUAAAGAAGAAUUAUGACCUAUGGAAGGAAUCAUGAGAAAGAAGAAACAA